Messenger RNA from Octopus bimaculoides (California two-spot octopus), 1700 nucleotides. RefSeq lists its product as uncharacterized. NCBI's taxonomy places the organism in Eukaryota, Metazoa, Mollusca, Cephalopoda, Octopoda, Octopodidae. The record is from RefSeq and is a predicted model, not a curated record.
UAAUUUGAAUGACAGACUGACACAGAGGCAGUCGACUUACUAAAUCAACGAAUAACAGAAAGAGAGAAAGAGAGACGGUAUUAACAAGCGGACAGAUAAAGUAAGCCGAGUAAGAGAAACAAACGAAUUUGUGCAAUUGUUAGGUGAAAGAAAGCUUGAUCGUAAAACGGACCCAGUUGUCGGUGAAACAACAAACCAAGAGAGCGAACAAGUAGGAACAGGAACUUGUCACCAACCAUCAGAAAAGCUAAUCGUCGUGCAUAGUAAGCUGACGCCCCCGUAGCUUUGCCAGAAAAAGUAUAAAGUAGUCGAUCAGCAGUGUUGCCCAGUCAAAGACGUUGUGGAAUUCCAGACAGUUCGUUUUCAAGCCGAAGAUAACAGACACUUCUAAGAAAGCAGAUCAUUGGGAUUUGAUCCUCAUUAUAAAGCAAACAAUGGACUGUCGAUUAAUUGCAUUAGUUAGUGUUUGUCUCUUCCUGCUGACGUCACCAGCUCUAUCAGCACCAGCAGCAGAUGCCAGAAGCCAUCUUGAACAGAGUAAAGAUGUACCGUUAAGCAAACGACCCAAAUAUAUGGACACUCGGGAUCCACAAGAUAUCUUCAAGGACCUUGUUUAUCUAACUUUGCAGCAGCUGGUUUCAGAGGGUAAGGUCACCCCAGACGUAAUGACCGGCGCUGACAUUGGUGUUCCAGGCAAGAGAGGUCACCAGGGACUGUGUCUUAGACGUACCGCCAGUCAGAGAUUCAUCGCUUAUCCCUGCUGGCAGUCAGGAAGCAAAUAAAUGCUCGGCAAUCGGAAACGUUUCAGCCAGGAAGACACAGCCCCUCUCCUCAUCGCAAUGACGUUAUCGUCUAUCUUUCACCAAUGGUCUGAUCUCCAUUUACUCUCAGGCUACAAAAAGUCAUUCAUUGACUCUUUCUCUUUCUCGACCUUCCUACCUCUCUAGCUCUUUUCCUAUAUCUCUAUCUAAAUCUCUCUCUCCCUCUCUAUGCGUAUCGAUAUACACUAUAUAUAUAUAUAUAUAUAUAUAUAUAUGUACACAUACACACACACAUAUAUACACACGCAUAUAUAUAUGUUGAGCAAAGAAUACUUUUUCCAACCUCCUCUACUCUCUAAUAUAUAACUACCUCUUCCAUUUCUCUCUCAUACUUUGUCACAAUGUUAAACACUUCUCUCACGACCUCUCUCAUGCGUGCAUACAGACACACAUUCACACAUAUGCAUAUUCUCCCCUAUACAAACACAUAGACACACAAAAAACACCCGCAGACAUAUACUGUAUACCUCUCUCCGCUCUGUUUUCUUUCUUUUCGACGUUUCAACUAUGUUACUGUUAACCUAUUUCUCUUUUCCUUCGUACAUUUUUUCAGUAUUUCUCCAAUACUUUCACUCUCUCGUUAACCUUGAAAAACUGCCCUCGUUCUUCAUUAUUUCUUAGCUUUUCUCUCGAUGACUCAAUUCUUUUCAGAACGUAUCUUUCUACAUGGUUACCAUUUAACAUUUGGUGUACUCUGUUGUAACAUAGUUUAACUUUAAUCGCCGCUUCUUCAAUGCCUGAGCGUUACAACCAGAUAUAUUUUCGGUACUCCCGGAAAUUAAACACGACUUUCUAUUCUUCUUUUCUCUUUCUCUCUAUUUUUUCUGGAAUAAACAUAUUGAAGAGAAAAACCUAAAAAAAAAAACAACAAGUACUAAA